AUUUCAGCUCCUCUCCACCCCUUCCAUCUACUGCUGCUGCUGCCACACUCCACAAAAAAAUUAAUAAAAGAAGAAGAAGAGCGGCGCGUUCGGCGAGGUGCUUUACGCAGAGAAUUCACGCUGGAUUUCCCCGACCAGGACGACUGCUGAGCCAUCAUGGAAGAACUUACGGCAUUCGUGUCGAAAUCUUUCGAUCAGAAAAGCAAGGAGAGCAGCAAAGAGAGUAUCACGUACAGGGAAGUUUUGGAGAGCGGCUUGACAAGGGCAAGGGAGCUGGGCAGCCCGGAGACAAACCUGCAGGACAUAACGGACAGCAACCACUGCCCGGUGCAUCUGUUCAAGGACCAUGUCGAGCUGGAAAAAGAGAAACUCAAGGACUUUAAUGUUUCAAGAGCGACAGAGGGGAUUUACGAGUGUAAGGAGAAAAAGGAGGACGUCAAGUCCGAGGACGAGGACGCACAGGGCAAACUGAAGCAGCGGCGGAGUCGCACGAACUUCACCUUGGAGCAGCUCAACGAGCUGGAGCGGCUCUUCGACGAGACACACUACCCAGACGCGUUCAUGAGAGAGGAGCUGAGCCAGCGGCUGGGACUGUCUGAGGCCAGAGUACAGGUUUGGUUUCAGAACAGAAGAGCGAAAUGUCGAAAACAAGAAAACCAGAUGCACAAAGGUGUCAUUUUGGGCAGCGGCAGUCACCUUGACGCAUGCAGAGUAGCACCCUACGUCAACAUGGGCGCCCUUCGGAUGCCUUUCCAGCAGGUUCAAGCACAGCUCCAACUGGACGGAGUCACCCACACCCACCCUCACCUGCACCCUCACCUGGCUGCUCACGCUCCCUACCUGAUGUUCCCGCCCCCUCCCUUUGGACUACCAAUCGCGUCGCUCGCUGACUCGGCCUCGGCGGCGGCAGCGGUGGCAGCAGCUGCCAAAAGCAACAGCAAGAACUCCAGCAUCGCCGACCUGCGACUCAAGGCAAGAAAACACACGGAGGCUCUGGGACUCUGACCCCACCGGGCUGCCCCUCUGCUCGCCUGAUGCCCAUAAUCGUCUCUCACACAAGACUGAGCCUGUGAAAGGGCCGUGACACUCACAGCUAAAAAACUAAAACAAACAAAAACACUGAGGGAGAAUGAAACACAUACAGAAGAGGGGGACAGGGAGUGUGUGUGAGAGGAAGGGAAGAAAAUAAAGAGAAAGAAGGAGGAGGGAGCAAGAAAAUUGUCACAAAACCAGCUGCCAAAACAAACCACUUGUAGAGCACGGUCAUUAAAUACCAAUGAAAUCACCUUUUACUUUUCGCCCAACAGGCAGGACUUCUGCGGAGCCAGUGGCUCAGUCCACUCCAGGCACAGAUCACAUCCCAAGGACCGUACAAACACAUGUGGAUGUCUGUCUGAGACCAGAGGACAUUAGAACAAAGUGGCAGGCAGCAGCGGGCCCAAUAGCAGCGGCUGGCUGGCUGGCUGCAGAGGGUUGAGUUUGGGGAAACAGAACCACCCCCUCAGCACUGGAGGCAUUGGAAUGGCUCUCACCUUCACCCCCGCCCCUGCCCAGUAGAAACCGAAAAAUAUUAAGCAAAGGCCAUACUUCUUUCCAAACACUGUGUUCCCCGCUGCCGCCAAGUGCAUGAGCUCUCACGGAGGACCGCUCUGGGACUCUCCAUUCAGACCAGAAGUAAUUGUUCAGCGCCUCUUUUUUAACACUGCCAUCCAAAGUCUCCUUUGCAGUCUCAUAUCCUACUGUAACAAAAUCCACAAAUCCUUUUUCUCUCUUUUUUUUUCUUUUUUACUGCGCAGUGGAAAGACAUUUCUGCUGGGUUUGUGUUGGCGAAAUGCGGUUCUCCUGACAGCUUACUCUGCGAUUUGUACCCAAUCGGUCCCCAGCAUGUGUGAAUAUUACGUCACUUCCUCUGUUGUUGUUCCAAGAUUGAAAACCUUGUAACUGGUUAAUUUAAAAAGAUUAGCUUUCGGUAGCAUUUUCUGACAGUUUGCCUCCUCUACGACUGUCCGAGCUGUUUAAACAACAGAUUACUACGUGAUCACACCAAUUUAUGUUUUUUCUAAACAACAAAGAGCUUCCCCCGAUCAAAUUACAACUCUGUCAAAUAAAAGAAUGACGCCUAAAUGCAACAAUGUAUAAUGUUGUUGUAAUGAAAGCCACACAGCUUGGAGUCAUUCUCUUUGUUUGACUGUUUUUGUUUUUUAUGUGUUGGCAACAGGAAAAAAGGGCAAAUGAGGGUACUUUAUGCUACGUGCACUUCAGGCGUGUGAUGCGCAUACAAGAAUGUGCUAAAUUGGCAUUCUUGAAUGCGUUUUUAGCAUACGAUGCUCACACUGGACUGUCGCCACCCAAUGCUAGCGCAUGUACCUGCAGUUUGAAGAGGCACUGUGCGAGAUGUCGAAGUGGUGCAAAUUUUGUGAAUUUUUCUUUCUUUCUAUUCCAAUAUAUGAAGUACUUGGUGUCAUAUACAGUAAUUCAGUUGGAAACAAAUCGCAAUCAUUAAUUUCCUCUUCAUGAUCAAUUUUCAACCAGUUGGCACUUCCACUAUCUAUUUGUUACUACCAAAUUUAAGUCCUCGAUUGGUCAAAGUUCAACUGGUUUAACUUUUGGUGUGCGUUCAAUGGCCAUCUGUUUUUUAUGCAUAGCCCAUUGAUGGGCUUAAAACUAGCGACGCUUGAACGUGAGAGUUUUAAAUGCGGAAGCACAAAAUGGGCGUAUACGCCCAUUUACUUAGACUUUUCGUUAGAAGUGGUCACUUGAACGUACUUUUCCGUUCAAGUUUGUUUUUUUCCCAGUGCGAGUAUAGCAUUAUUCUGAGGACACGUCGCCCAGGCUAAUGCAACCAAAUUAACCGUUAAUAAUGUGUUAACUUUGUUAAUAAAGUGUCGUAAUCCUCAUGCACUUAGGAGUAAACUACCAUCAACAAAACUAAAAAAGAAGCAAACCUUUGCACGUGUCAAGUAGCGAUCGCGCAAUCCCGAUCCGUAACUUUUCUUUUGUUUCUUUUUUAAAGACUUUGGCCUUAUUUUAACAUUUCAGGAGGUUAUUGUUAUUGUUAACAUCUCAAGAGACACUCUAACUGGUUAGUGCCGUAAAAUGCUACAGCGGAAGUAAGAUGUAUUUUUGCGCAUGCGGGGACCGAUCGGGUAGCCACUACCGAUUGGGUAGAGGCAUCCUCACUCUCUGUUUCUUUCUUGUUGUGUUGUAUCUUGGGUAAAGAAGUGAAGAUAGCCUUUGCACUUCAGGUCUUGGUUGUGAGUGUUUACAAGUGGCACUACAGGCAGAUACUACUUUACUAAUUAAAAUGGGGAAGCGGGGUUUGAUAUUGUCAUGUGAUCGAUAAAAGGACAAUAUCUUGGAUAAAAGAGUACAAAGGGGAUGUUUUUUCUUCUUCUUUUUGUAUUUCUGGAAAAAAAAUGAAGAAAACAUCAGUCAAACUGAAAUGCAAUGGUGUGCAGUUUAAGUGCAAUACUGUAAAUAGGAAAAAAGUAAAAACAGCAAGCAGUUAAUCCUCGUUGAUAAGAAGACCCAAUGACAAAGGUUUUGUUUUGGAUUCUUUUCGGUUAUUGAUGUUAUGCACUAUUGGGAUAUGACAUUUCUUUUUCUACAAGAGUUUGGAUUUUGUUAUGUUGGAGAAAAGUCGCAUAAAACCUGGUGCCAUACAUCUUGAAUUUACAUCUUCUCAGACCUUUUUUUUGGUAUCUGUCCAGCACAGCUGUCGUGUGUUGAGCAAAACAAGAGCACAUUUUUGGAUGCUGCAGAAAUUAAGAAAAAUAAAAAAUCCAAACGAAACAAAAAAAUAAUAAUUGUGUUUUAGAUUUUGGAAAAAUGUACUAUGAAAAGAAAAAAUUCUUGAAAUAAAGCCAACGCAACUUUUCUUCAAUUUGACUAUUUUUUUCUGGAUUACAAUUCAAUUUUUUCAGCAAAUUGCGUAAAAUUUUGAUUUGAAUAAAAUGAUUGUUUGGGAAACAUUGUCAAUGCUGCUGCAUGAUUCAGGCAGCACCAUUUUUAGCUCUGAAUACCUCUAACUGUCAAAAAUUCAAAAUUAUCUGUACUCACAGACCUCCACAUCAAAGGUUUAUCUAUGUCUCCAUUUUUAAAUUAAACAUAUGGGUGUUUUAUUUAUUAUUUUGUCUGAAAGUUUAUGAAAUAUGAACUAAAAGUGUACAUUUUUACAUGGCUUGGCAUUUAUUUUUGUAUGUUUUCUUUUAAGUGUUGACUUUUCAUUAGGAGGUGUGGCUGUAGUGCAUUGUUUUUCCAAAAAAAGAGAAGAAAAAAAAGAAAUAAAUGUAGCGUGUCCGAGUUUACAAACAUUUCAGGGAUGAUUGAAUUGAA
Molecule: messenger RNA, 4335 nt
Organism: Oryzias latipes (Japanese medaka)
Lineage: Eukaryota; Metazoa; Chordata; Actinopteri; Beloniformes; Adrianichthyidae
Gene: shox
Product: shox homeobox
Biological process (GO): regulation of transcription by RNA polymerase II
Cellular component (GO): nucleus
Molecular function (GO): DNA-binding transcription factor activity, RNA polymerase II-specific; sequence-specific double-stranded DNA binding
Source: RefSeq, marked provisional